This is a messenger RNA of Guyanagaster necrorhizus, 991 nucleotides long. RefSeq names its product alpha-L RNA-binding motif-containing protein. Gene Ontology annotation, molecular function: rRNA binding; snoRNA binding. The record is from RefSeq and is a predicted model, not a curated record. Gene Ontology annotation, cellular component: small-subunit processome; Mpp10 complex. Gene Ontology annotation, biological process: rRNA processing; ribosomal small subunit biogenesis. NCBI's taxonomy places the organism in Eukaryota, Fungi, Basidiomycota, Agaricomycetes, Agaricales, Physalacriaceae. The coding region runs from base 97 to 645 and encodes 182 amino acids. The transcript is spliced from 5 exons.
CUUCGCUUCCUCUUCCUUUUUCGUAUCUCUCUACCCCGGACCUCGUCGCCGUCAACGACGCUUUGACGACAACGACGACGACGACCGCCGCCCGCCAUGGUUCGCAAGCUCAAGUAUCAUGAGCAAAAGCUCCUUAAAAAAGUUGAUUUUCUCAAUUGGAAACAAGACGCCAACUUUCGUGAAAUCAAGGUCAUGCGUCGAUACCAUGUCCAGGAUCGAGAGGACUACCACAAGUACAACAAACUUUGUGGUUCUCUGAGAUCCUUUGCGCAUCGCGUCUCGAUUUUACCUGCCCGAGACCCAUUCCGACCUCGCAUGGAGAGCCAACUCCUAGCGAAACUGUACGAUAUAGGAAUUCUCAAUUCCACCGCGAAACUAAGCGACGUUGAUAAAAUCACGGUUGCCGCUUUCUGUCGUCGGCGUCUAGCCGUAUUCAUGUGCAUGUCCAAGAUGACAGAGACUGUCAGCGCAGCCGCAAAAUUCAUAGAGCAGGGGCAUGUUCGAGUCGGACCGGACACCAUUACGGAUCCUGCAUUCUUGGUGACGAGACGAAUGGAGGACUUUGUCACCUGGGUCGAUACGUCGAAACUCAAACGGACGAUCAUGUCCUACAAUGACGAACUGGACGACUACGACCUGCUAUGACCAGACUGACCGGCAAAAGUACCGGUACCACAUUGUGUUCAAUCAUCUGUCUUUUGACGAAUGGUGUUCACCGGUGUAAUUACGUGUUAAUGAUACCACUCCUACAAAUGUAUCUCCGGCCACCAUCUGGACCAACAUAGGACCACAUGAAUCUCGCAUCAUUAGACGCAAUCUGAAGAUGGGACUAUGUUACUCGUGUUUUCGUCAACGUGCAGAUGCAAAUAGUGAAGGAUGUCUCCUCUCAGAGUUGUAGCAUAUAUGUUGCUCUGUCCACCGUAGAAUACGAAAUGCAUGUUAACGCCCCGUUGCUAGACAGAUAUUUGAUGAAAUACCAACAAUUUCAAAG